Messenger RNA from Plasmodium gonderi, 642 nucleotides. Its product is annotated as variable surface protein. NCBI's taxonomy places the organism in Eukaryota, Apicomplexa, Aconoidasida, Haemosporida, Plasmodiidae. The record is from RefSeq and is a predicted model, not a curated record. The transcript is spliced from 2 exons. The coding region runs from base 1 to 642 and encodes 213 amino acids.
AUGGUAGGAAAUCUUAAUUUUUUUCUUUUUAUUAAAAUUUUUACAAUUUUUUUUUUUUCUUGGAUAUGCCAUUAUCACAAGGAUGAUGUACCUUUUAAUAAGUCUAUUGAUACUAUACGCAAACUAGGAAGGUUAUCAAAUUCAAGAACGGAUCGACUGUUGUCGAAUUAUGAAAUAGACAAGGAAUCUACAAGCGAACAAUUAAAUGAAAGUAAUUUGCUCCAUGUAAAAACCCGGGAAUUAAACAAAAAAAGAGAAGAACAAACAUAUAACAUUUUCAAAAUAAUCGAUUUUCAUUGUGAAAAAAAAAUAUUCGAUAAUAUAUGUAAAAUUCAUAGCAUGCUAAAAGGCAAUAAAAAUGAAAAAAAUAGAAAUUUGAUGUUGGUAUUCAAAAAAAUCAGUAUUAUGUUUGGUAUACCUCUGAUUAUAUAUACUUCAGGAGGUAGUCUUUUACUCCUAAAGCAUGUUUUUGAUAAAGGCUUAAGGCAUUUACCUUUUACAAUAUUAACAUUUACUGCAUUGACAUUCAUCAUGAUUACGUACAUUUACAUAAAGAUUUUAAAGUCCUUGAUUCUACUAGAUGGCAACACUAAACCUAAAUUAAACGAUUAUAUUAAUACAAUUAAACAAAUAUUUAAAUAA